This is a messenger RNA of Pteronotus mesoamericanus, 3057 nucleotides long. RefSeq names its product component of oligomeric golgi complex 5 (gene COG5). NCBI's taxonomy places the organism in Eukaryota, Metazoa, Chordata, Mammalia, Chiroptera, Mormoopidae. Gene Ontology annotation, biological process: intra-Golgi vesicle-mediated transport. The transcript has 22 exons. Gene Ontology annotation, cellular component: COG complex. The record is from RefSeq and is a predicted model, not a curated record. The coding region runs from base 37 to 2526 and encodes 829 amino acids.
GCUCCGCUGACGUCAUCACUCCCGGUGCCUGCCAACAUGGAAGGUGGUGAAGGCGGCGUCGCUUUGGUUGGCCAUGGGGCUCUGGGCUGCCGGGCGGCUGCAGCAACAGUCCGGGAGCUUCUGCAGGACGAAUGUUAUAGUGAUUUUUUAAAUGAAGACUUUGAUGUAAAGACUUAUACUUCCCAAUCUAUUCAUCAAGCUGUAAUUGCUGAACAACUAGCAAAACUUGCCCAAGGAAUCAGUCAGUUGGAUAAAGAACUACACCUACAGGUUGUGGCAAGACAUGAAGAUUUACUGGCACAAGCAACUGGGAUUGAGUCUUUGGAAGGUGUUCUUCAGAUGAUGCAGACAAGAAUUGGGGCGUUACAGGGAGCUGUUGAUAGGAUGAAAGCAAAAAUUGUUGAGCCAUACAAUAAAAUAGUAGCCCGUACUGCACAACUAGCAAGACUUCAGGUUGCCUGUGAUUUGCUUCGGAGAAUAAUUCGCAUCUUACAUCUCAGUAAGAGACUCCAAGGACAACUGCAAGGGGGAAGUAGAGAGAUAACAAAAGCUGCCCAGAGUCUCAAUGAACUUGAUUAUCUUUCUCAAGGAGUAGAUCUUUCUGGAAUCGAGGUAAUAGAAAGUGAUCUAAUUUUUAUCGCAAGAGCUCGACUUGAAGUGGAAAAUCAAGCUAAACGCCUACUGGAACAGGGUGUAGAGACUCAGAAUCCAACCCAAGUUGGAACAGCUCUUCAGGUUUUCCAUAAUCUUGGAACUUUAAAGAAUACGGUAACCAGUGUCGUGGAAGGAUAUUGUGCUGCUUUGGAAGAAAGUAUCAACAGUGCAUUAGAUGUCAGAGUUUUGACUCAGCCUUCUCAGUCAGCUGUGAGAGGGGGACCUGGACGAUCUACUAUGCCAACCCCAGGAAACACUGCCGCCUUUCGUGCUUCCCUCUGGACCAAUAUGGAGAAGCUUGUGGAUCAUAUUUGUACUGUUUGUGGACAGGUACAACAUCUACAAAAAAUAUUAGCCAAGAAGAGAGAUCCUGUUUCUCACAUUUGUUUCAUUGAAGAAAUAGUUAAGGAUGGACAGUCUGAAAUUUUGUACACGUUUUGGAAUUCGGUGACUCUAGCACUUCAUUCUCAAUUUCAAAUGGCAACAGAUUCUUCUGUGUUUUUGAAACAGGCAUUUGAAGGAGAAUACCCUAAAUUACUGCGUCUUUUUAAUGAUUUAUGGAAGCGUCUUCAACAAUACAGCCAAAGUAUUCAAGGAACAUUUAAUGCAAGUGGAACUACAGACCUCUAUGUUGAUCUGCAACACAUGGAAGAUGAUACACAAGACACAUUCAUACCAAAAAAGCCAGAUUAUGAUCCAGAAAAGGCGUUAAAAGACUCACUACAGCCCUAUGAAGCUGCUUAUUUAUCAAAAUCCUUAUCUCGACUUUUUGAUCCUAUCAAUUUGGUUUUCCCCUCUGGUGGUCGUAAUCCUCCUUCUUCAGAUGACUUGGAUGGCAUUAUUAAAACUAUAGCAAGUGAACUAAAUGUAGCUGCCGUUGAUGUAGACCUCACAUUAGCUGUGUCAAAAAACGUGGCAAAGACCAUCCAAUUAUAUGGUGUGAAAUCAGAGCAGCUUCUUUCCACGCAAGGAGAUGCCAGUCAGGUGAUUGGGCCUCUUACUGAAGGGCAGAGAAGAAAUGUGGCGGUAGUGAAUUCGUUGUUUAAGUUGCACCAGUCAGUAACAAAGGUGAUUUCCAGUCAGAGCUCAUUCCCACCAGCCGCUGAGCAAACUAUAAUUUCAGCACUGAAGACGAUCCAUGUUCUUAUGGGAAAUGCUGUGCAACCCUUACUGACUUCAGUGGGAGAUGCUAUAGAGGCCAUAAUCAUCACCAUGCAUCAAGAAGAUUUUUCUGGGUCAUUACCCAGCUCAGGAAAGCCUGAUGUUCCUUGUUCUCUGUAUAUGAAGGAGCUUCAAGGUUUCAUUGCCAGAGUUAUGAGUGACUACUUUAAACACUUUGAAUGCUCAGACUUUGUCUUUGACAACACUGAAGCUAUUGCCCAGAGAGCAAUUGAACUUUUUAUCCGCAAUGCCAGUCUCAUAAGACCUCUUGGUGAAGGCGGGAAAAUGCGACUUGCUACUGAUUUUGCACAGAUGGAGUUGGCUGUGGGUCCAUUCUGCAGACGAGUAUCUGAUUUAGGGAAGUCCUAUCGAAUGCUGAGGUCAUUCAGACCGCUGCUCUUCCAGACGAGUGAACAUGUGGCCAGUAGUCCCGCGCUGGGGGACGUUAUUCCAUUCAGCAUCAUUAUUCAGUUUUUGUUCACGAGAGCGCCUGCUGAGCUGAAAUCCCCCUUCCAGAGGGCAGAAUGGUCCCACGCACGCUUCUCCCAGUGGCUGGACGACCAUCCAUCCGAAAAGGACAGGCUCCUCCUCAUCAGGGGAGCCCUGGAAGCUUACGUUCAAUCAGUAAGAAGUAGAGAAGGCAAAGAAUUUGCACCAGUUUAUCCCAUAAUGGUUCAACUGCUUCAAAAAGCUAUGUCUGCUCUCCAGUAAUAAUGUUAAGUAUUUCUCGAUCUCCAUUUUGUGCUAACCGUUCAGGGUUGGCAAUUAAACUAAGGAACACGUAUUCUUAAAAGACAGUUGCUAGUCAUUACCUUAAGAAUGUAAUCAAACUUUUUAUUUAUUGAUCUUUUGAUUUCUUUAGCCUUUCUACUCAAGUAGCAUAAAAAUGGGGACAAUCACCACCACCUUCAAACUCCAGGGACCUGAUUUUUCCAGAAAGACCUUCAACUCUUUUCUCUCCUUUUAAGCUUUUCUAGUACAAGGCUAGCUAAAACUUCUUUCCCAUCACAUAACCAAGUCCCCUUGUAGGUACACAUUACUAAGUCCCCACUGCUUUUUAAGGUAUCUGAUCAGGUUACAAUUAAGUACCUGCUUCCUCGAACAAACUUUCUUCCUCACUAGAUGUGUAGCCCAGUGGUUCUCAUAUUUGGCUACACAUUAACAUCAGUGAUGGAACCUUUAAAAAACCUGGUAUGUGUUUGUAUCCCAUAUUAAGACAUCUGGAGUAGGAGCCAGGUGUUU